Messenger RNA from Ictidomys tridecemlineatus (thirteen-lined ground squirrel), 2504 nucleotides. The record is from RefSeq and is a predicted model, not a curated record. NCBI's taxonomy places the organism in Eukaryota, Metazoa, Chordata, Mammalia, Rodentia, Sciuridae.
UUGUGCACCCCUGCACCUGGCCAAGUUAUCUUUUUUAAUUUAUGCAGUUAGCUCUGCAGUUAGAGCAGUGCUUGGGUGACUUUUAUAACCUUCUUGCUUCCCAUUUAGAAAGUAAAACCCAAGAGCCAGCUUGUCAGGGUGGAGAAGUGGCUCAUUACAUGGAUUUGACCUGGUUUGGAGGAGGAAAGUCACCCUCUUCAUUAGAAGGAGGUGGUGUCUCCAUGUGGGUGAGCUCUGGUACCAGGCCCUCGAGCAUGUGAGGCAAGUACUCUGCCACGGAGCUGCUCCCCAGUCCUGGCCUGGGCUUCUUGACCAGAGGCUCAGUGUUCUUCUGAUCUUUUCUUUCCCAUCUGUAAACUCAGUCCAUAAACGCCUGCUACAUACCUAGGGGAGAAAGUGCUUCAUAGAGACACAGAGUCACAUUGCCCUUUUUAGACAUCUACUGAGACUCACUGCUCCUGUGUUCUGUGUAUACCCGUCACUCCAGGCUUCUUUACCUGAGAUGUACAAAGAAACAUGGGCAGGGUCAGUCCCCACUGUGCGCCGCCUGCUGCCUCCUGACCAGCCUGUGCGACACCAUUGGGGCGAUUCUGGCCAGACAGCUCACAAUCCAGGUUUUCAGUGGUGCCUACCUAGCGACUAUUGACUUAGCCAACUUCAUGUUCAUCCUCUUCCCAGUCUGUGAAUCCAAAUUCAAGUCUCAUUCGGGCCGACACACCAGAAAGAGGAAGAGGAGGAAGCGGCUCAGAGCUGGCAUAUUUGCCCUGGCUCUGCCACUGAGCCUGGGCCCAGGCUGGGCUCUCUGGGCUGCUGUUCCAAAGGCUUCCGCUGUAGUCCGGGGGCCCCAGCGGAGGCUGCUGGGAAGCCUGCUGCAGGAAAAUACUGAAGUCCUCGGCUACCUGCUGGGUGUCAUUGCUGCCUUGGGCGCCUGGGCCUCUCGGAUACCCCCACUCUCCAGAAUCACUUCAGAUUGGGUGCCACUCACCACCCUGUCACACUGCAAGUCACUGAAAUCGAUGGCAGCGAUCAGUCACUACAUGGAGAUGACCAUCGAGCCUAUACAGCAGGCAAGCUGUGGUGCCAUGAGACUACCUGGUGAUGGACAGACCAGCACAGGAGACGCGUCACUGCAAGAGCCCCCCUCGUACCCUCCUGUUCAGGUCAUCCGGGCCCGAGUGUCUUCCAGCAGCUCCUCUGAGGUGUCCUCCAUCAACUCAGACCUGGAGAAGUAUUGGGAGGCCCUAAACUCGGAGCAGUGGGAUCCUGAAGAUGUCAACUUUGAAAGGAACAAUGACAACAUGGAGAUCUUCAGAUUCCAGGUGCCAAGGGGCUCUUUGACGACAGUAGACUUGACCUCUGCUGAUUAGUAUCUUCUAAAAACCAGUCCAUCAGCUCAAAGACCAGGAUGAGGCAUUCAUUAGUAAAACUGAGCAGAGAUCGACCUACAGUGACACCCAUAGCAGGAAUUUAAGCCACUGAAGAAGCUGCCCAGGGAAGUGAGGAACCUGGAGCUGAGCGUGGCUGGUCUACCUGGCUCAGAAUAAAACUAAGAUUGUGGGUUCUAUGGACAGACCUGGAUAUGCCAUUUGUUCUGAAGAUUAGAAGCUCACAGAUGGCUCCUGCUUUGUAAAGAUAAACCUUCAUCCAAAGGACAACGGGCCCUCUUUUCCCGUCUUUCCUUUCCCUCUAUUCCCAUGAAAUGCAACUGUAAAUUCAGAAUCUGCUGGAUGCCAGGAAUGAGUUCACCUAACAAAUAGCUCAUGUGUUUGGACCUCAGCAGAGCCUGUCUUGCAAGCCCUGGCUUCUGCCCUCCAGUAUCUGCUGGAAGUUAUCCAUAGGACUGCUUGGUCAACCAAGUAUCUGUGAGAUCAGUGGUAUGGCAAGCACAAGCAAAGCCAGUUGCUCUAAGCAAGAGGACUUCCUCCAGCCUGGCAACACGUGUGCGGAGGCAGGGUUUACAGGUGAGGGGCACUGUGUGCUUUAGGAGGUCACUGAGAGCAUACAGAGGGUAAUAGGUAUGCUGGGACAUGUUAAUUCAAGCAUAGUAACCCCAUUUGAAGAUGAUUAGUAGUGUGAUCACAUGUGAGGGGAAGGGUGAAGGGAAUGGGGCUAAGGUCGGAACAAUCACUAGAGUGAAUAAAAUUUAACUGAGUGAAUCAAAGCAUCUCACACUGGAAUAUAGUGGUAAGUCAGAAUCCCAGCAGAGCCACAGAAGUCUGCCAGGAGGGGGACUGGGAUAAAUGCCAAGAAACACAGCUCUGCUGCUGGCUGGCUCACAGUGACCUGUGACUCAGCUGCAGCUGCCCAGUUUCUCCUAAGGGCAUGUGCAAGUCCCAGCAGCAUGAGGAAGUGGGUGCUGGGAAAGUGGGUUGGUUCCACAGGUCUCUGCAUAGAUCCUAAUCCCCUGGGUGACCUCUGAACUAGCAGAAAACUCCAAGCUACUUAUUCCAUUUAUCUGCUUUGGGUUCCUGGUUGUCUUAUAAAAGAACGAUUGCUAAAGGCAA